UCCCGCCCACCGCUGCACUUAGAAACACAAUCAAGUUGUCAAUCAGCGGGGCUCUGGCCAAUCACUUGGCAGGGGUGCCCCUUGUUGUUCCUAAGAGGUAUUGAUUUUCACACAUGAUGGAGCUCGCGGGAGAUACCUAUUGAUUCACCUUUGAACACCUUGUUCGUUUUAACCUGGCUUUGGAUUUUUUGAAAGCACGUUUUUAAAGGCAUGUUUGUUUGUUGUUUUUUUAGACCGAUUCCAUCAUUUCAAAUAUAAGAAGACUGUGAGCAUUUGGGUUGGAAAUAGUAAUAUGGGAAGUGUUAACAAUAGUGUCUGAUGUGAUGUGCACUUUCUAAAAAGGCACAUUGUAGCGAUUAGUUUGUGUAGCGGUGCUUUACUUUGAUACGUGUGUAAAGGUGGUUAUUGUAUGUAGCAAUUGCACGUUCUAGGAUUAAACAAACAAUCGGUAACAUUACAGGGGUCGUUGUGACUGGACGAGAAUGAUGCGAAAUGUUGCGUCUUUAAUAUUAUGAACUUGAAUUGGUACAAUAACUGCUCUCCAUGAAAAGCGGGUAUUUUAAAGGUUUGCUGUAUACAGUGCGAGCAUCUCCGUGAAGGACGCAGCUAACACAGCCGAGCCGAGAGCCCCAGCCUCUUUCACCUUUGUGUUGUGAUUUCUUCUCACUCUUGUUUCCCCCCCCUUAGCAUCUGAAAAGGCAGCCCUGAAUCGAUGGCGCAGAUGUUUCUUUGACAAGACAAUAACACACACUACCGACCUUCCUGACUUUGUGCGUACUGCAGAGCUGCAGUGGAGAUGCAGAGGGGACCAGUGCUACUGAACUCAGCCCGUCGGGCACCGCGCCAAACCCCAGCCUUGCCCUGAGGGCCCCAACCAGAGUUCCAUGCAGCUCCUGGACCCCCUCAACAAGUGUGCACUCGAUGGAGCCUGAGUCCUUGUGAAUUGACAUGGAUGAUGAAGAUGGCACCUGUUUGCUUGAUGUUUUGUGUGAUCCCCAAGCCCUGAAUGACUUCUUACACGGGACCAGUGAGCAGCUGGAGACUGAAGACUUGCUCAUCAACGCUGCUGGGACAGACAGCUCCCUGUUCACUGAUUCCACUAGCCCGGCCUCCCUGCUGGCUGAUGACCCCCCUGUGCAGGGCGCCCCUCCCCCGGGCUGCGUGGACCUGUCCUUCCUGGAGGAGACUCUGCUGGGAUCUCCCCCCCGACCCCCGAGCGAGGGUCCGGGGAGCGAAGAGAGGGGCGAGGAGAGAGAGGAGGAGGAGGAGGUGGAGGUGGAGGAGGCCUGCGAUAUCCUGCGACAGAGCCUCCAGGAGGCGGAUAUCACUGAGCAGACCCUGGCAGAGGAGGCAGGCCUGGCUGCCAGAGCCCUGACCCAUCCUGGGGAUGUCCUGCCCCUGUACGAGGCCCCGGUCAGUACCCCCGCCCCUGCCGCCCCCUUCCUGCCGAAAGCACUGACUGUGCACCCACUACAUGGGCUGGUGGCAGGCCUCCAGAACAUACCCAAAGACACCCAAGGGGCGGUGGACCCCCCCCAGCCCUCCUUGAUGGCUGUUGGCCCUGGCUGCCCCUCACUCUUGGGAAAGCCAACCCCUCCCCAGCUUAUGAGCCUCCUCCCAGGGACUGUUUUCCCCACUCCGACCAUGGAGCCGCCUCUCACCCUCAACCCAGCCCACAGCUCCAGUGUUCUGAUCCAGAAGGCCCUGCCGAACUUCAAUGGGAGCUCUCUGUUCACCAGCGCCUCCAUCGCUAAUGCACUCCGAACCAACCCCCAGCCGGGCCUCUUCCUUCCCAGAGGACCCUUGAUGCCCAUCCAGCCCAAACUCCCCAUCAGCAUCCAGCCCAGGCUGGUCCAGAUCAGUCCCAAACCCCCUGGCACUGCCAUCACGACCGCCCAGCAUCCCAACCCCCCAUCGGGGCUAACCUUUGUCUCUGGUAGCCCCACACAGAACCUCCUUCUCUCUGGACCGCCACACAACAGCAUCGUCAAGCAGCAGCAACUGCAGCAGCAGCAUCCUCCUCCCCAGGGGCUGGCCAAGCCUGUCAGCUUGCAGCUCCUGAACCAAGCCGGCAGCAUCGUCAUCCAACCCCAGGGCAUCUUCCCAGCUCCCAACCAGUUCAUCCUGCCGGGACAUCUGGCAGGCAACCCCCCAGUGACGAUCCCUCAGCCCACGGCUGGAUUGACCAACCAAAGCUCUGCUGGUCAGCCCACCCAAGGGGUCAGGCGGAACUCCUCUGGUCAGGUGAUGGACACAUCCCAGAUCCUCCCCGGCCAGUUGAAUUUCGGACCGGUGUUCACAACGCCCAGUGGUCAGUUGGCAGUGAGGCAGGGCACCAUCCUCUCGGGCCCCCUCCAGUUCCAGCCUGGUAUCUUCCAGAUGCCAGCCCACCUGGCCGGAGCAUUCACCCCCCAGCCGCCCGGCCCUCGAGGGGGAGCAACGACUGUGCAGCCGCCCCAAACCUUGCUCCACAGCGCCCCCUUGGCGAACCAUAUCACAGUGCUCAACAGCUCCGGAGUGCUGGGUCGAGCAGUGAGUGUCCAGCACAGCGCAGACCUGGCCUCGCUGUCCAUUGUGAAUGGACAGCCCAUGGUCCCGGGACAGCGGCCCACACUGACUCCUCUGGUAGGAGCAGAGGGAGCCCCCAGAGCUCAGCCCUCAACAGCACACAGAGAGGAGAGUGUGCUUGGAUUGCAGGGACCCCUCAGUAAUGGGCAGCUCCUACACCUGCAACAGCCUCAAGUUCAGAACCAAAUCCACCUCCAGACUGUAAACCAAAUCCAGCCCCAGUCCCAAACUCAGCUACAGAUCCUGCCUGCCACGGUGCUCCAGUCGCAGGCUGUGUCCUCACUCCAGACCCAGGCUUCAGCUCAGCUGCUGGACCCGGCUGCUCUUGUGAAGGACAGCCUGCCGUCAGAGCCGGCAGGCCCGGGCCCUCGAGAUGUUACUGGGAACAGCGCUGACCCCAAGCAGCUCGCAGUACAGCAUCUGCAGCAGCAGGUCCUGCAGUUGCCAGACCCACCUCCUACCAGUAACACUGUAACCACUCCCUCUCUGCUUACUGGCCAAACAGUGGGCCUGCCAUCCACACCAACCAAUCACAGAGAAACAGCAGCCCCCACUAAUCCUGUGAUUGGACAAGCAGUGACCCUCUCCUCUCCACUGGCCAAUCAGAGGCAGGCAGUGACGCCCACUCCCCCAGUGAAUGGACAGGCAGGGGCCCUGUCCUCCCCUCUCCUCGGACAGACAGUGACCCUCACAAGCUCACAGAGUGGGGCGACUGUGACCCUGCUGACCCCAGUGAGCCCCCCACAGACUCACCUGCCCCCCUCUGUGCAGCAGUCCGGUCUCUCCGUGCAGCCUCAGCCACCUCCCCAGAUGCUCUGCCGGAGCAAGCCCUCUGCUGUCAUUGCGGUGGACGGGAAGCUGAGCCUUGGGGUUGAACCCGAAUCCCAUCAAAUUCAGGGGCUGGUCCAGGGCCUAUACAGCAAGCCACUGGGGCAGCCAGGACCACAGCGUCCAGCCCUGACGGUGAGUGUGGAGAGGUGUGUCGUCACUCAGCUCACAAGACAAAGGUUUCAGGAGCAGUUGCGCUGUCAUCAGAGCUCCGUGAUGGAUCCCGACUGCACGUCUGCAUUCGUCUCGCUCCAGGACACACUCUGCCGGCUCCUCCCCUACCACACCUGCGUGGGGACACUGCCCUCAACGGGGGAAUUCCACAUAGUGGAUGAGCAGUUUGGAGUGGUGUCCAGCCUGCUGCUGAAACGCACCCAGGAGAUGCUGAGCAAGUACCGGCUGCUGCUGCUCCAGGAGGCCAGGCAGGUGAGUCCGUCGGCAGAGAUGGUCAUGCUGGAGCGCUUGUUCCUGCAGGACGAAAGGAGCGGGCUGGGAGAGGAGCGGAGGAGAGCCAGGCUGGACCCGGACGGCUACAUCGCCUCAAUGUACAAACCUGCUUCCAGCCUCUCUCCAGCCGCUACAUCUGUCACGGCCCCCGGCUCGUCUGUGAUCUCUCCCCUGCGCGGGGCCUCCAGACUGGGCCGGGGCAGCCCGCCCUGCCCCCCUCCCCGAGGGCUGAGGACAUACCCUUCCAGCAGCCGGGGGGGGCUGAAACUCACCAUCAAGCAGGAGGCCGGCUCCAGGAAAGUGGUGCGCAAUUCGGCCUGCGAGCCCCAGGGAGAGGCCACUACAGCUGGGCACAGCCGGGAGCGAUUGGGGGGGCUGACGAACGGGAACUCCACUCGGGGACAGCAAUGGGAUGGUUUGGAUUUCAGGGAAGCUGUCCCUCCUCCUGCCUCCCCCCCUCUGGUUCCCAAAGCUAUGGAUCGCCAGGACUUGUUUGACGCCUGCCGGAAUGGGCCGCUGGCGGAGCGGAUAUCGGUGGCACAGGCUGGGCCCCCAGUGAAGCAGCAGGAGGCGGCAGGGCCUGUGUUUUCUGGCCGAAGGACAGUAGAAGACUCUCCGGAGGCCUCCUGGGGCCAGCCCCCUCCCCACGCCAAGCGCCCGCGAUCGGAGGCAGAGGACCCGGGCUGCAGGAGCCCCCCGGACGACAGCGCCCUCACCGAGGACCUCCAGAGCGCCAUUGACAGCAUCCUGCUGCUGCAGAGACUGCAGGGCCGCGGGACCUCGGCACUGGAGGAGGCCGUCAACAGCAUCCUGGAGGAGCAGAUGUAG
Molecule: messenger RNA, 4671 nt
Organism: Acipenser ruthenus (sterlet)
Lineage: Eukaryota; Metazoa; Chordata; Actinopteri; Acipenseriformes; Acipenseridae
Product: BRD4-interacting chromatin-remodeling complex-associated protein
Exons: 14
Coding region: 949-4671 (1240 amino acids)
Biological process (GO): positive regulation of DNA-templated transcription
Cellular component (GO): SWI/SNF complex
Source: RefSeq, a predicted model, not a curated record